UGUAGCAAACGGACGUUCGUCGUACAACGCGAGUGUUCUCUGCAAAAUAAAGAAUCUUAGAAAACUAUUACAAAAAAAAAAAAAAUAUUUUGCAUAAAUAAUUUCAGUGACUAAUUAAUGUUUAUUUUUAAUUAAACAGCUAUACAAUAAAAGAAAAUACAAGUGUGUUAAAAGAAAAUAUAUAAGAAAAACCAACAACAACAGUGUGAAACAAGAAAAAACACCGCAAACAAUUUUUAAAAGGUGAAAAAAAAAAUGUUGAAAAAUUAAAACAGAAAAUAAACUAAAAGUUUUGUAUGAAUAAUAUUUGUAAUAAUUAAUAAAACAACGUGUUUAUUAUCCAUAAACAAAAAUUUCAUUAAAAAGAAAACAAUUUCAAAGUGCAUAAAAGAUGAGUGAUUAUACUAUAGAGACAAGGCGUCGAUCUAGAUCGAAAACGCCAUUUUUACGUUCCAGUUGUGAUCAUGAGAAUUGUGAACAUGUUGGUGAUGAACCACAUGCGCAUCAUCAGAAGAAAAAAAUUUCUUCCUUGGCACCAAAUGUAAAAACUAUUGUGGAAGAAACCGUGGAGGUAACAUCAUCAUCAUCUUUGGGAACUGGCAAAGACAGCCCCUCUAAAAUGGCACAAACUAAAAUCAAAACAUCAGAUUAUUCCAGUGAAGAAAGUCCAGAUAAUAAAAACCAAACUUCCACACGAACUGCAACAUCGUCAUCGACUCAAUCACACCAACAAAAACAAACACUAACCGAAACACGUACAUCAACAAUGGUCAUAUCAAAGUCGAAGAAAGUCAGUGGUGGUAGCGUAGCUACUUCAACACCCAAAGCCAGUAACUAUGUUACAAGUUUUGCGUCACAAUUUGCUUCAAGAGGUGGCGGUGGCAGUGCAAGUGGAAGUGGUGGGAGUGCAAAGACAAAGACCAAUGUUAGCAGCAAUGAAGUGCAAUACCAACAGCGUAGAUACAAGGAACACACACAAAAUGUAAUGAAUACUGAAAAAGAGCUAAGUACCAGUAAAAAUAAAUCCUUAAGCGGUUUCCUGGGUAAUUCAUUUGGUGAUAGAAGCCUCAAUCUAGAUGCCAGUGAUCACAUUGCUUAUUUGGAAUACAAAAAGGCCGGAGAAUACUGGAAGACCACCCCCAAAACAGAUUACACAUAUUCCGAAUUAUCCCCCCAUCGACGUGAAUUGGCUCCUGGCGUUGUGGCCAUGCCCAAUAUGUCCCGCCAAUCAUUGGAGAAUCAUCAUGAACGCAUCAAUUAUAUGAUACAGCGUAAUCCUGCCCAAGAAGAAGAAAUUAGACGUCGCUAUGAAUCCACAAAAUACAGCCAAAAUAGAAGAGCGGCUGAAAGAUUAGCUUACGAUUCGGGUGAUGAAGUAGAUUAUUCACAAUAUCAAACAUAUGGCUCAAACAGAAAUGUAUAUAAUUACAAGGCCAAGCAAGAUGAAUCCUGGCUCAUGCGUUUCAUAACAACAAUUGUUACCACUAUAACAUCUACAUGGUCCACAGUAACAGGCUCCAAUAAUGCAGGUGUGGGCAUGUACACUUACAGCAAUAGCAUGUAUCGCACCAAGUUAGCGGAAGAAGAAAGGGGUUUCUUCGGCUCCAUAGUUCAUGGCAUUUCCUCGGCCUUCUUAGCCAUAGCACGCAAUCUGUAUUUGUUUAUAUCUUCCGUUUUAUGUUUGGACACUUGGCUGUUGCAAUCUUCAAAUGCUGAAAGUAAAAACAAAAAACGAUUUUUAUUAUUUUUGUUGAUGCUUUUGCCAUUAUUAUUGUUAGCGGCUUGGUGGCUGUUGGAUGAACCAGAUCGUAUGUUAUAUGCACAACGUUGGCACUCAUUGGUACCACUUUCACUUAUCACCACCCUUAGGAGCUCACUUUAUACCAAUGUCCAUGCACUCAAAAGCUUCUUGCCUCUAUUCGCUUCAUCAACACACAGUACUACUAGUCAAAAUAUGGAGAACUUAAAAUUAUCUUUGUCCAAAUCAAUGGCACCUGAAGAAUAUGAAAAUAUCUUAAAUCAUAUUAAUUCGUACAUACACAAUCUGGUAGAUAUUAAAUUACAAGAGCAACAGCAAAAACAACUAGAAAAAGGCUCCGAACUUAACACCAAACAAACUCAGUUGAUAGUACAAAUAAUCAAAGAAAACCUGGAAGCUUUAUCGCGGCAAAAACGUUUUGCCGACAGCUCUGCUUCUCUAUCAGAUAACGAUCUAAAUGUUAUCAUACAAAAAGUUUUAUUAAGGCUUGAAGAUACACAAAGCUUUGAAAAACCAUUGAAACUUUCGGCUGACAAUAUAGAAGAGAUCAAAAAUUUAAUAUCACAAACUAUAGAAGUUAACAAUCACUCUCAUUAUAAAUUAAUUGUAGAAAAAUUGGAUUUAGAUGCCUUAAUUGCUAAACUAUUGAAGGCUCCUCUAUUCUCCAACUAUAUACAAGCCGAAAUUUCUUCACAGCUUAAUGAUAAACUACAAGAAAAGCUUUUACUUUUACAGCAAUCUCAGUCAUCGGGCGAUGAUCACUAUAAAUUGAGCCUAGAGCAACAAAAACUAAUAAUUGACAAUUUAAACAAAGAUAUAGCAUUUAUAAAACUUGCCUUCCAUGAUAAACUUUCGGAAAACGAAGACUUGCAUUAUUCCAUCAAACAGUUGCAGCAAACUCAAGAUGUCUUGCUGCAACGUUUGCAGGAAUUGGAAUUCUCGACCGAUCAAAAGUUUUCGAAUCUAUUACAGGAAAUCACCCUAAAACUCAGCACUCUCAAGGAUGAACAAUUCAAGUUACUCAAUCAACAAGUUAAAUUAUCGUUAAUUGAGAUUUUAGGUUUUAAAGAGACAACCAAAGAUGGUGCUCAACUCUCGGAAUUAGAUCUACAGAAUUGGGUACGCAAUAUGUUUGUGGCCAAAGAUUAUUUAGAAUUACGCCUGGCAGAAAUUAACAAUCGUACAAAUGAUAAAAUCAAACAGGAAAUUGAUAAAUCCGGCAUGUUCUUAAUGCGUGACAUUAGCGAUCGCCUGAAACAGGAAAUUAUUAUAAGUGUAGAAAAUAAGCAAAAAGAAACUCAGGCUACUCUUCAAGGACAAAUAAAGGAGGCCUUAUCCGAGCAUGAAGUUCGCAAUAUUGUUAAAUCCGUUCUUGCCAUCUACGAUGCUGAUAAGACUGGCUUAGUUGAUUUCGCUUUGGAAUCGGCAGGCGGUCAAAUACUCUCAACACGUUGUACGGAGAAUUAUCAAACUAAAACCGCACAAAUAUCAGUAUUCGGUAUACCUUUGUGGUAUCCCACUAACACGCCCAGAAUAGCCAUAUCGCCCAAUGUCCAACCGGGUGAAUGUUGGGCUUUCCAGGGUUUUCCUGGAUUUUUGGUUCUUAAAUUAAACUCAUUGGUUUAUGUGACCGGUUUUACGUUGGAGCAUAUACCAAAAACGUUGGCUCCCAAUGGACAAAUUGAGUCGGCACCAAGAAAUUUUACAGUUUGGGGUUUGGAGCAUGAAAAAGACCAGGAACCUAUACUAUUCGGUGAGUAUGAAUACACGGAUAAUGAUGCCUCGUUGCAGUAUUUCCCUCUACAAAAUAAAAACAUCAAGCGACCCUAUGAAAUUGUCGAAUUACGCAUUGAAUCCAAUCAUGGUCAUUCUUUGUACACAUGUCUCUAUCGUUUCCGUGUACACGGUAAACCACCGGCCGCCUAAUGUUUUAGAAAGUCUCAGUUUUUGCCUCAAGAAGCAGCACUCAACCAGUCCAUACACAUCAAAACAACUUAGCCAUAAUUGAUACAUUUAGUUAAUUAAGUAUAAAAUAAUAAAA
Molecule: messenger RNA, 3800 nt
Organism: Calliphora vicina (urban bluebottle blowfly)
Lineage: Eukaryota; Metazoa; Arthropoda; Insecta; Diptera; Calliphoridae
Gene: koi
Product: klaroid
Exons: 8
Coding region: 392-3685 (1097 amino acids)
Cellular component (GO): nuclear envelope; meiotic nuclear membrane microtubule tethering complex
Molecular function (GO): protein-membrane adaptor activity
Source: RefSeq, a predicted model, not a curated record